This is a messenger RNA of Syngnathus acus (greater pipefish), 2666 nucleotides long. Its product is annotated as androgen receptor-like. Lineage: Eukaryota; Metazoa; Chordata; Actinopteri; Syngnathiformes; Syngnathidae. Bases 296 to 2290 code for a protein of 664 amino acids. The transcript is spliced from 9 exons. The record is from RefSeq and is a predicted model, not a curated record. Gene Ontology annotation, molecular function: zinc ion binding; sequence-specific DNA binding; DNA-binding transcription factor activity. Gene Ontology annotation, biological process: male gonad development; regulation of DNA-templated transcription.
GUUCGUGAUUACACAAAUGCCUGCAAAGUUGCGCUGAGCCCGUUUUUAAGUCAUUUACGUUUGGCAUUGUGUGUGCACCAGGAUUUGUUGUAUUGAAAAAUGAGGAGGAGAAAAGAGAGAGAAAAAGUUGCCCAACCCGCCGAUUCGAUCGUCAGGACGUCCCCUCUUUCCCGUCGAGAGCUGAUCGGCUCAGACUCAUCCGGAUUUCCUUCCCCCUGACACGACCACAUCUCUCUCGAGCUUGAGAGUAACUCGAGGACUGCUCAGUCGAGGACGGUCAACGCUUGUGCUCGGGAUGGAUUUUCGCUCCACUUUGUCCGACUUAGAGGAGCCGGGCAACUCUUCAAGACACGAGAGAGAUCGCUUUGACACCUGUCCAUGUCCGACUACGGCCGAGUUCAGCAGGGCCGUGUCCGUGUCCCUGGGUUUGGACGCCUUGUCGUCACCUAACGGCAACGUGGGUGGCACAUUUGCUGACUGCGAGUCGGCUGUGGGUCAGAGUUUCCGUCCAGUGGGGGAGUUCGGCGCGGCUCUGAGCGUGCACUCACGACGCAACGCCGACCCGAGAAAGGGCGAAUUCGGAGACGUGUGCCACGGAAUCCAGCAGGUGAGCUGCAUGGACCUUCUGAGGUCAGGCGAAGCGGACGGCGUGCAGACUGUGUCGCGCGAUUCGGUGAUAUCCACGUUCUUGAGCAAGGAUUCUAACUUGUUUGCACACUCUGCCACGGAACCGCCCUCCCAAAUGGACCAUCUCUUCGCAUCCAAACUUUACUCCGCCUACGCCGAGAACCCGAACUUCUACCGAGACACCCCGGGAGCCUUGCGCGCAAAUGAACGCGCUUACGGCGGCCGAGUUGAGAAGAGUCGUGAGUGUAAAUAUUGUAACUGUGGACAAGCAAGUGCCCGAUCCAUGCAAGCGUGUGCCUGUGUCUGGCACAAGGGUGAGCACAGUAAAAGUGGCAUGCGAGCCGCAGCCACGACGGCACGAGGCUACGGCCAAAUGGAAAGUUACCAAAGUGAACCUUUUCACGGGCAGCCCACUUAUCCGUCAAUCAAGACUGAGCAGCCAGCGUGGAUGGAGUGCACAGAGAGCGGCGGCUUCAGGCCUGAAGACCUGUUCCCAGCUGUGUUCCUGUCAGAUCGCCGGGUGUGUCAGGUCUGUGGGGAUGAUGCCUCAGGUUGUCACUAUGGAGCAGUCACCUGUGGCAGCUGCAAAGUAUUCUUCAAGAGGGCCGCCGCUGGUAAACAGAACCAUCUGUGUGCUAGCCGAAACGACUGCACUAUUGACAAGCUGAGGCGGAAGAACUGCGCCUCGUGUCGCUUAAAGCGGUGCUACAUGUCAGGAAUGAGCCUAAAAGGUCGCCGGCUGAAGGGAGUCGGCCAGACGAGGAGCGGGGAAGAGGAGCAAGCAGCCUGGGGACACGGAGAAGGAGGAGACAGGCCGGGGAUAAGACAUGCCGUUUCCGGGGCUCGAGGCUCCCAGGGUGCGGUUGUAAGCAUCCCUCCAACUGUACGCUCCCGCCUAUUCCUGCUCAACGUGCUUCAGGACAUUGAGCCUGGUGUCGUCAAUGCCGGGCACGACCCUGCCCUUCCGGACAGUGCCGCCUCCCUGCUUACCAGUCUCAAUGAGCUCGGGGAGAGACAACUUGUCACAGUUGUCCGCUGGGCCAAGGCAAUUCCAGGCUUCUGCAACUUGCAUGUGAAUGACCAGAUGACUGUCAUUCAGUUGUCCUGGAUGGGGGUGAUGGUGUUUGCUCUGGGUUGGAGGUCAUACACCCACACAAACAGCUCCUUGCUCUACUUUGCUCCAGACCUUGUUUUCAAUGACCAGCGGAUGCAUAUAUCCAGUAUGUAUGAGCACUGUGUCCGAAUGAAGAUUCUGUCCCAACGGUUAUGCAUGCUGAAGGUCACCAAAGAGGAGUUCUUGUGCAUGAAAGCACUGGUCCUCUUCAGCAUCGUGCCAGUGGAGGGCCUUAAGAACCAGCAUUGCUUUGAUGAUCUGCGGACUUCCUACAUCAAGGAACUGGACCGCUUGGCCAGCCACCGUGGCGAGACUGCCCGGACACAGAGGCUGUUUCAGCUCACACAGCUACUGGACUACCUCCAGUCGAUUGUGAAGAAGUUGCAUCAAUUCACUUAUGAGCUUUUCAUUGAAACUCAGUCCCUGCAGACCAGCGUCAACUACCCGGAGAUGAUCUCAGAGAUUGUAAGCGUCCAUGUGCCCAGGAUCCUUUCAGGCAUGGUCACGCCCAUCUUAUUCCACAAGUCGUCCAGAGAGCAGAAUCUUUGAUUGUGCUAUAUGUCACUUGAGAUCUGACACACCCUCCUUUAAACGGUUGUGGUAAAAAUAUCAAGAAUGAUGGGGCCAGUGGAUGAUGGAUUGGCACAGAGGUACCGCAUCUGGAUAAAAUCUAAGUGAGCUCCUUUUUUCUGCCUAAUGUAUUCUAAUUGUAUCAACUCUGUUCUUCUUUGUGCCUUCUUUGCGUGUUGUGUCAAGUGGAUCAAAUGUUACUUUGGCCUACUAUGGCAACACAAACCUUCAGCUUGAAAGCUAAAUUGGUAGUGGGGAGAUAUUGUUUGCAGAGUCAACUCAUCUGUGGUUUAUGCACUAGCAUCUCCCCCCUAGCUUUUUUUCUACAGUGUGCACCUUAUCUAACUAAAGUUCA